AUAACAUCUUUUUGAGAAAUGGAAGCAGGAGGGAAGAUAUCCUGGCUGGAAGAUGAGCUCUCAUGCCCAAUUUGUCAGGAUAUCUUCAAGAACCCUGUCUCUCCCCCGUGCCAACACAAUUUCUGCUGGGCUUGUCUGACAAGCUACUGGAAGAAGAAAGGGAACUCUGAGUGUCCUGUUUGCAGGGAAAUGUAUUCCAUCAAAGAUUUAAAAUGGAAUCGCACACUGGCCAACAUUGUGGAAUCUUUUCUCAAGGAGUUUACAAAAGAGCAGGAGGUCAGUCAGCCAGACCCAGUGUGUAGCUUGCACAAAGAGCUUGUGAAGCUGUACUGUCAGGAGGACCAGGAGGUGAUGUGUGUCGUUUGCCUGCAUUCAAAAAAGCACGAAAACCAUAGAUGUCGUCCCUUGGAGGAAGCAACUAAAGAGUCUAAGGAAGAGUUGAAGAUGCUGAUGAAGUCUCUACAAUCCAAGAUGGCAAAAUUCAGUGCAAUCAGAAAUGAGUAUGAGCUCACCUUAAAGCACAUCAAAAGCCAGGCUUCGGGAACUGAGAAACAGAUCAAACAGGAAUUUCAGAAGCUUCACUGUUUCCUUCACCAGGAAGAGAGGAUUCUCAUGAGCAGUCUCCAGAAAGAAGAAGAACAUCAUGUUCAGUUAAUGAAACAAAAGAUCAAGGAGGUCUCUGAGGAUAUUUCCUCAUUAGAAGCUACCAUUCAGUCAAUCGAGAGUGAGCUCAGUCAAAGGGACUCAGCCCUUUUCUUACUGAAUCUUCCAGCAACAAGGAAAAGAGCAAACUGCACUCCCCAGUGUCCAGAGACAGUCUCUGCCAUGAUUAAUGUCGGUCGCUAUGUUGGAUCAUUGCAAUACAAAGUCUGGAAGAAGAUGCUGAACAUUAUCAAUCCAGCCUCUGUGAUCCUGGACCCAAACACAGCAGCCCCUUGGCUCUCUCUGUCGCAGGAUUUGACCAUGAUGGGAUACAGCCACAACAAACAACUGCUACCAGACAAUCCAGAGCGGUUUGACUCCUGUGUUUCGGUGCUGGGAUUGGAGGGGUACAGUUCAGGUCAGCACCACUGGGACGUGGACGUGAGGGGGCAGAGCAGUUGGUGUUUAGGAGUGGCCCAAGAAUCCAUCCAGAGGAAAGGAAUCAUCAAGGUGGAUCCAGAGAAUGGUUUCUGGGCCAUUGGGCUAAUGGAUGGGAAUGAAUACUAUGCCUGCACCUCACCUUGGCGCACAGAGCUCAGCAUUAAUCCCAAGAUCAUCCGUGUUUGUCUGGAUUACAAAGCUGGACAGGUGUCUUUUUAUAACCUUGAAGACAUGAGCCUACUCUACACCUUCACAGACACCUUUACAGAGAAGCUGUACCCUUAUUUUUGUCCGUACCUCCUCCAAGACACUAAUAACAUUUCACUCAUGAAGAUCUAUCCUCGGAAGGUGAUUUUACAGGAUUAAUGCCAUUAGAUUGGACACAGUCAAACGGUUUCUCAAGCACUCGUUCGCCGAUGAAAUUCCCAGUGUUAUUGCACUUUGGGCGAAGAGAGAGCAGUACUUAAUUUCCCUUCAAAUACAGAGUGCCAUCUGAGGCUAAAGGACGUGUGUGUGUGUGUGUGUGUGUGUGUGUGUGUGUGUGUGUGUGUGUGUGUGUGUGUGUGUGUGUGUGUGUGUGUGUGUCACCCAUCCUGCUCUCUGUCCCUCAACAGAAUCCCAUCAGAAUGUAAUGGCAAUGGAUCCCAUAAAGAAACCUUUAGAAAUAGCUUAAAUAGAAUUGGAAAGAGGCCAUUAGACCCACUAUACCUGUGCCAGCCCUGUAAAUAAUUGUAGUCCAUUUACCUGUCCUUUGCUAAAGAGCCUUUUCCUUUGUAUACGUUCACUCUCUUCAUUUCAAAGGGAUUCAAAUUGCAUUGCUGAGUAUUCUCUGACCUGAUCUCAUGCAGAAUGUUAUAUUCUCUUAACCUUACCUUUGAUCUGUACCCAAUGGCAUGAAAUUUCUGAUUUUUCAUCCUAGACGACCAA
Hemiscyllium ocellatum (epaulette shark) is the source of this 2010-nucleotide messenger RNA. Its product is annotated as zinc-binding protein A33-like. Lineage: Eukaryota; Metazoa; Chordata; Chondrichthyes; Orectolobiformes; Hemiscylliidae. The transcript has 6 exons. The coding region runs from base 19 to 1449 and encodes 476 amino acids. Gene Ontology annotation, molecular function: protein binding; zinc ion binding. The record is from RefSeq and is a predicted model, not a curated record.